AUGACCCAUGCGAUUGAGUGCGGCCAAUGGGGUGCCGCCAAGGAGGCAGAGAGAGUCAAAAUGGUUUCUUGCACGGGGCCCUGCCAUAAGAAGCUGCCAUUCUGUUCGCACAUGUGUGUGGAAAUGUGCCAUCCCGGCCCCUGCCCCAAGCCAACGCAGUGCCGGAAGAAGAGGGGAGCACGCAGGAGGAGAAGGAAGACGGCAGCAGAUGACGACGACGAUUCCUCUUCCUCUCUAUUUGGGUUCAUCCCUCCCGCUGUGCGGCGGUGGGCUCUCAUCAUCACUCUUCUUUUCUUCCUCUCCCUGCUGCUGCUUGCUGCUGGGGUGGGCCUCAAGGCGCUGAAUGAUUGGAUGAACGAGCGGGACCGCCUUCGCCCUAGGAAGUCGUUCCGUUACUAA
Closterium sp. Yama58-4 is the source of this 399-nucleotide messenger RNA. Lineage: Eukaryota; Viridiplantae; Streptophyta; Zygnematophyceae; Desmidiales; Closteriaceae. The record is from the annotation of a GenBank genome assembly.